CCAAUCUUCUCGCGGUUACAUUAUGGACGGUGACUACGUUGGAAGAAGGAGUUUAUCAGAAGGCUUUUAAAAAAAAAAAGUUUCAGUUUCCAGAGUUUAAUACGGAAAAAUCCAGCUUUAAAAGAAGGUUAGUGGAUAAUAUAUUGUGAUGAAGGUCGUUUUGAGGUCAUAUCCGACAUACGGCGCUGUUUGAACGAAAAUAUCCUCUGUCUGGGUGCGAUAAUUUAUGAAUUGAGUAAUGGUUAUGAAGUGUUUCUGUUUCCUACCAUAUAUUUUCAGUUCUGGCUUUCAAGUCCAUGCUUCACAAAGUCACUUGAAGUACUAAACUAGUAAGAAAGCGUCCAAACAUUAUCAAAAUCGAUUAUCAGUCGCUUGCAAUUCGAUUGCCAUGUCGAACUGACAGAAUAACACCCAGCUUUAGCUUUUCGAUGAGCGAGAGCGAAGCAUCUUGGCCAUGGAAAGUUGUUAUUUUAAUUCGUUGCUUUAGCCUUGAAGAGUCGGUUUAAAUCCAUGACAUUUAAAUCAGAAGUUCUACUGCUGUUGUUUGCUAAACUUUCAUUGUUUUAAAUGAUGCAAGGUUCACGAAUUUCCAUUAAAGCCGGAAGUGAAGCGGAAGUUAGGAACUGAACAAAAACACUUUCUCUUUUGAAUGUUGGCGCGUGUGACAAAUUACUUCCUUUUUGUCACCCAAUCUAUGUAAUUAUACACGCACGAGAUGCAAAUUCCAACUCUCUGUGACCAUGAAUGCAUAUAAAAAGUCGGCGUAGAAAAAUUCGUUGAAAUACACAAAAAAUUUUCAGGCGAAUCCUGCAUGAAAUCAGGAGCCAUUACUAAGUAAGGGGCUCCUGCGUGAAAUACAUUCAACCAAAAGGGAAUCUGCAAUUGGUUCAUUCACGUUAGCUACGAUGUACUUGAAGGAAAAAUCAUUAUCAAAUCAUAUAUUGGUUAUUUUUGGGGGCCGCAUUUUGCACACAUGAAUUGGCAGAACAGUUUCAAGCAGGAAUUGAUCAUUCGUCGGGCUUGUUAUUGAACCAUUUCAACCGGUGUCACCAUACAAGCUUUCAAAUGUUUAAGCAUUUGGUUCUUUUUCACUAUUUUAUUUCAGUUAAGGUGAGUUGUCCGUCAGUAUUUUUGUCCUUAUUGUUUAUUAUUUGCAUGUAUUUUCGGCGGUAACGGCUGCCAAAAUACAUUUAUCCAUUUCAUAAUUGUGGUGACUUUUGGUAGAGGGGUGGUGGGGUGGGGCUUAGGGGUUAGCAAGAGAUUAUUAAUUCUUGGGGGUUAGCUAGUUAAGCUGUUGUUUACAUUGCUAUCGAUUCAACCUGAUUUCUGUUUUGAUAUGAAAUAUUUAGGUUUGUGGACGCGGCCUAAUUGGUCGAUAGAUGUGAUCAGAUGUGAGUGUUUAAAAACGGCUGUAACGUUUUAGAUGUGAGCGUCAGUCAGUAAAAUAUUUUUUUAGAGCAAUAGAGAGCUUUCCUCAAAAAUUAUGCAAACGUGGGACGGAUUCGAGGGUUUGUGUAGCUGUCUCGAAAGCUCUCGACCCCUAAAGUUUAGAUGAGAUUACGUAAACAAGGAAAAGUCCUAAUCCGUGGUUUACACGUGAAAUUGUGUAGGGAUUCUAAUCAGAGACAGGGCUCCGGGAAUACCAUGGCGGCCAUUCCAUUGUGCAUACCAAACAACUGCAGCUGGGAUGAAACAUCGGGAGCGUUCCAGCGCGACUCGAGUCAGCCCCGCACGGGACUUCAGCCUGUAAACCCGGCACUGCGGAAACUUCGGUCUAUUGGCGGACCAGUGUGCGUCGUGUCGAUAGCCGGGCCAUGCAGGAGGGGAAAAUCGUACAUCCUCAGCAGAGCGUUCGAUCAAGGGACGUGUUCCCACUGGGGCAUUCGUUUGAUCCGGAGACCAUGGGAAUUUGGCUGUGGGUAGUACCAGAGAAAUACACGGAUGCUCAAGGCAGAGAGUUCACCGUUGUGCUGUUGGAUUCCGAAGGAAUUGAUGCAGUGAGUGCAGAGGGUAUUAAUGAUCACGCCAUAUUUACACUCAGCGUUCUCUUGAGCUCUGUAUUAAUUUACAAUUCUGUUGGCGUUCCCACAAGAACUGAUCUUGAGGGACUUGAGUAUCCUUUUCGACUCUACUACGUAUUAAUCUGCAGCUGAGUGUGCUCUUGUUAUCUCUUGUAUGUGUCUAUCUAUCUUUCAAUUAUAUCUAUCACUCGAUGCCUACGUUCAAUUAAAGCAUGUGCAAUCUCUAAAAGUUACAUUUAGCUUUCUCUUGUAGUCUUUCAUGAUCAUAUGCAUUGGUUAUUCGUGAUGAACAUCUUCCACAAAAUGGUGCAAGUUAUAAAAUGAAAGGAAAUUAAAUGUUUAGAUGCCUCAACGAGUGCUAGUCACAUAAUCAAGAUUUCUCAGCGGAUUCAAGUGGUCUCAGGACAACCUUUAGACAAAGAAGAUUCACAGCACGUGUUUCCUUCUUUUGUGUGGCUGCUCAGAGAUGUUGUGUUAAGUCUUCCCAAGGGCGUGGAAAACUUAAAAGCGUAUUUCCUUGAAAAGGUAACCAUACCACAAAAGUUCAGAACUUGCCGUUGGUGAAUGGAACGGAACUGUAUUAGUCCGAACUGGUAGAAACAGUUAUGGCCAAAUUUGUUCUGGGGAGGGAAUUUUGAGUGCUGCAUGCUGCAGGCGAUGUUGCAAAUAAUUUCAAAACCCCUUUAAAUUUUAGACUUGCGUUCAGGCGCUUGACUGUUCACAGGACUGUUCAUCUUCUUGUGGAGCGCUUUUCAUCUCAACCGGUACUUACAAUCAAUUUUUUAGGCUUUCACUUGCUCAGACGGGAGUUAUAGCUUUUCUCACAAAACUUUCAAAACUGUGCGUUUUGCUGGACAACAGUACUCUUUCAAGAAAGGAAGAGAAAGAAUCCUAACAACAAGUUUUCAAAGAAGGUUCUCGAUUUGACGUUAGCGUGUUCCUGAACUUUCAUGUUCUUCAUGUUUUCUGUCGUUUAGGUCUUCAAGAUGCGAGGUCGGCCUAAUGAAAAGUCUCAAAAGGUCGUGGACAACAUUCUGAAGUUCUUUCCUGACUUUGACGCCUUUCCCCUCUCCCCUCCGUCAUCAGAUGCUACACUCAUACAAAACUUAAAUGAGAAGGGGAGGCAGGGGGAGAUUAGUUCAUCAUUCAAGAAAGGAGUGGAAGAGUUCAAAAAGAUGUUGCACUCAAAACUAACUCCCAAACGGAGUUUUGUUGGACAAGGAUUUGUCACUGGAGAAGGUUGGCAAUUUUUUAAAAUUUUUAGAGACAGUCUAACGCUCUAGUAGUAGUAACUUCUUUUAAAAAUAUAUAUAUAUAUUUUGUGGAGUGCAAGGAAUCUAGGAAAUAUGAAGAAGGGAUCCUUGUCAUACACGUAAACCAAAUGACAGGAACUCUCUUUUUUUUAAUUUGUUAUUUUCAUUCAACAUUGAUUUCCUUUAAUUUGUCGUCCUGUUAGUUUAACAGCUUCCCUUCUUCCUCCAUGAAGUAGCCACUAAAACCUUCAAAAAUACACGAUUAAAGUAUGUAUGCAUUAUACAUUAAUAAGAUACGUGUUUGGAUUAAAUGAAACGCGGUCGUGGAGAUGUCAAAAUUCAAACGCCCUUUUGUGAUAGAGGGUCAAUUUUCAAGGAUUAGAGCAAGAUGACUGCCUGAAUUUUGAGCCAGAUGAAUUGUUUUAUAACCAUUUACCCGCUUGUGUCUUAUUCAUAGCUCUGGCAACUCUGGUCGAAGAAUAUAUUCAAGCUGCAAAUUCACCAGGGGCUGUUCCAGUUGUUGAGAGUGCAUGGAACGUGUUUACCAAAACAAAAUGUACUCAGACUCUAAACGAUGCUAAAGCUCUGUACGAGUAAGUACUACUAAAAGACUUGCCUAAAUAAACCGGAAUUUCUAUACGCGCGCAACUCUGCUUCCAUAAUGACUCCGUUUCCGAAGCGGCGAUCUUUUAGUCAGCACCACAAGUGUUGUAAGGUUGACCUUGAGCCUAUUUCAUUUGGGUUUGCGCAGAAACUCAUUUCCGUUGGCGUUUUUUUUUUGUUGUUGUUGUUAUUUGCUAUCCCAAGUGAUCAGAUCUCAGAAAAGAUGGUUUUCUUCUACACUCGGAGAAUCGCUUGAUCAGUGCAAAAGAAUUGCAGCUCUGUAACCGAAAACUAUAGAUACUUGCUGACUUGAAAUAUGCAGAAACACCGAAGGAAUUUAUUUCUGCUGUGUCCGUUGAUUACAGCUCAGGGAAUAAGAUCUGAGAUCAUAGUCGAUUCCUUUCGGCAGUAUUUCAAAUUUUUUAAUUUCUUGAUUCAGUGGAGGGAUACGAGAGUUCAAAGAAAAGGUGUGUCUUCCCUGUGACGACAGAAAGAUUCGCAAUGCUCAUCAAGAUUAUUUGUUGGAAGCUCUAACUUUUUUUUUGAGACUGAAGCAGAGGACACGGCUGUAAUGGCCCGGUGGAUGUACAUCGAGGAGUUAGCGGUAAAUAAUGAGUUCGAUGUAGAUAUUUAGAUUCAUUAAGCUGAUCUUUAACCAACAAAGAGUAACUAUAUUUAGCUUGUUUAUAGCUGUACGUUUGCUUAUACCACAUUUUCAUAACUUAAAUAAAAACAACAAUAAUAACAACAUCGAUAGACAAACGGCUAUAGCAGUGCUGCCUGACGAGAAGCUUUCGCCUAUAUUCUCCAUUGACAGUUAAAAGAGAAACUACAGAUUCCUGCCAGCUAUCAUAACCUAUUCAUUAUAAUUUUCGCGCGAUUCUACUGGCUACUAAACAUCACGUCGUAUCAGCUCCUAUCCCUUAUCAAAUUGUGAUUGAAAUUGGCUUUGAUCAUUCUUAUUCUUUUAGUAAAACAAACAUUAUAAGAUUUCUCUUACAAGACAAAGUCGAGGAAAGUGUAAUCAAGAAUACUUGGGUCAUCCUACUUGCUACUUCUGUGGUUCUGUAUGGUCAAUUAUUUUUCACGCUUGUUAAUUGCUCACUCUAUAUUCCAACAUUAAUCUUAUCUAAAGAUCAUCCAAAUUGUUUGUUCUUCAUUUUUACCCUUUUGAGGGAAUUAAGGAUGGUGAACUCAUGGUGCAAUUGCCGCUCUCGCCCCUGUAGCCCGGUGUGCGAUUCCUGAUUCUGCUGGCAUAUGUAGGAGGAGUUUGUUAUUGGUUUCCUUCCUUUCUUUGAGGGUCGUGUUCUUCCUUCCACGCAAAAAAUCACUCCGAUCUCCUUUGCCGCCAGUGGAUUAACCCUUUAACUCCCAAGAUCUCAUUAACAAUUCUCCUUACUGUCUGUCAUAUAAAUCUUGUGAUGUUGGUUUGAAGCAUUUGGUAUUGGAUCAGCUAAUAAUCCCUUAUGGUCACUCAUGGGAGUUAAAGGGUAAAGAAACACUCUGUAAAUGUGCCACUGCUGAAUUGUAUUAUUUCUAUAUCACUAGAACUAUACAGACGAAGCUGAGAGUGCUUUGCUAAGAGAGAACAACAAUCUGACUGAGGAACAGUGCAGUGACCUGAUGAAAACGCUACGCGUGGUGUGGUUGGACCCAGUCCUCAAAGAUGUCCAUGAUCCCAAUGAUCACGAAUUCUUGAUUUUGGAAGAGCGUUUGAGGUCUGUUUAUCAGAAACUUGACAGUGACUUCAAGCAACAGGCCAAAGGAGACAAGAGCUUAUGUUCAAACCUGGCUUACAUCUAUGAAUUGGUAUGGAUAGUUUUUUUUUUGUUCAGGUUACAAUGAACUUCCUGUUUCAUACUCUCCCCUCUAACUCCUUCACCUGAUCAUUACCGCGGUCUAUGGAAAGGUUCGGUUUGCUUACUGCAUACACAUAUUGCCCAAAACAACAAGAAAAUAAAUGGCAUACCACGGUCUACAACCAUUUACUUUUUACCAUCAUUUAAAGUAAUAUUCAGUUUGCAGUUUUAAUCAUAAUUCUCGGUCGCGAAACAUAAAUUUUUUUUUCUAGUUUAACGGAAGUUGAUGAAACGUUUUAGGAAUGAGAAAAGGUAACGCGGGAGGCGUUGCAUAAUCUGUGUCUGUAUCUGAGCAACUGCACCUACCCCUUCCCUAACCCAAAAACAGUCAACUGAUGACAAGUAAGGGUUGAUGUUGUUUUAGUGAAGGAGUUGGUGCGCAGUUUCUCAGAUACUGACAUUGAUCUGUGUUUCAUUACACUGACAGCAACAUUUUGAAGAGAUGAAGAAACAUCUUGCUCGACUUAGGACAAGGAGGAAGUAUUAUGAAGAUAUCUCCUCCGAGAGAGCAGCGAGAGAAGCUGAGGCUGAGGAGACAGAAAGGCUAAGGGUCAGUUUUUUUCAUAUUUGAGAGCCCAGAUUACCAAGUUAGAUACCUUUCAGGCAGGAGGAAGAAUGAUACACUUUGAACAUUGGUUAUUUAUAUGCGUCAUUCGCUAAGUUUGUUUAGAUUAGUUGUUGUUAAUAUUUGAAAUGGAGGUGACUAUUGGAUUAAUGUUUACCGAACCGCAAGCUAAGGAAAAAUGUUCAUUAGCACAUGAUAGCAAACAAGUACGAUUGCUGAUAUCACGAAGCUCGCUGAGUGUAGAUAUCAAUUAUAAUAAUGGUUAUGAUGCUGCUUUUCUUUCGAUAUGGCUACCUGGAGUGGUAAAGUUUCGACAAACAAUUCUGCUGCUAUUUUAUUAUUGUAUUUUACCCUGAUGAUCAACAAAAAAAUGUUUUUUCGCUCGAAGUACAAGAUUUGAAUAUAAACGAGUUUGGGUUUCUGGAUACUUCCUUUAUCUUAAUUCAAUAUAGCUGAUAACUUUCCUGUAGCAGUAAAAUACAUUUUCAUGUAUUUCAUUGUUACUUAACUUUUUUCUUUUAUUUAUUUUUUCACUUUCAUCUUUUUUUUUUUUAGGAUGAGAACUUGCAUUUGGUAGAGGACAGAAAAGAAAUCGAAGGAAAGGUAAGAGCUUUAGAUAAAACUCUAUCAACUUUUUCAAUUAAAGUUUUUUAUGAUGUGUUUGUAACAAAGUUGAGAGGAAUCAAAAUUUUUUUUAAUUUCGAGUACGAGUCAGUCGCCCAUAUCUUAGCAGAAUUAACUAUCCUUCAUUUAUCUGAGAGGAGAUUUUGAAAAGUACAUUUGGCAUUUGCAGUAGAGUCUUACUACGUCGACUAUUUUAUAGUCUGCAAUGCAUAAUAAAGUUAAGGUAAUAAAUAGGAAGGUUCUCGUUUCCACUCUGUGUUUCGGAGGUGAAAACUUAAACAAAAACUUAAUUUAAUCUUUUCCACUUUUAUUUCACGACAUUCGUUUUACAAGGUGCUGUCUGGUUAAAGGUAACCUAUACUAAGUAUCUUCAGCGUAAGUCGUGUUUUGAAUUGAUAACAAAAUACAAACCCAAAGUCUUUGUAUCUCAGAUAACUCGCCUAGAGGAGAAUCACAUCGAAGAUCAAAGAAACAUCAAACGCAUGGUUGAAGAACAAAUGCGAACACAGAAAGAGCAGGCCGAAGCUGCCAUAUCCGAAGCGAGGGAAAGAUCGACAGCUGAGAAGGAAAGAUAUUUACGACAACAAAGAGACCUUCAAGCUCAGAUAGAUGCAGCUAAACGAAAACAGCAGCAAGAUGAACAAACCAUAAAGAAUCUGCGAGAUAGACUGAGGAGAAUGUGAUUAAGACAAAAAGAAACAAGAGAAACAAGAGAAAAUUGAAAAGGACAUCAGAGAGAAAAAUGAGAAAAUGAGAGAGAGAACUCUUUUCACUUUGAGAUUAAACAUCGAGUUGGAAAAACAUCGAGUUGGAAAAAUGUCGGUGAUGUUUAUUUAUAUAAGAGGAUGUAUGAAUCAACGUUCAUGCGAUUACGCGACCUUGUCUUUUGAUUUUAUCAUUUCCACAACUUUUCUGAAUUUUACGAAAGUGUUCACUAAAAAUUCUGAUUUUGCCUUCAAAGGAAGUUUUACUACACAGAGGAUCUAAGUUUUUUUCUCUUCGCACUCGUUCUGCCUUGCAAUAAAAAGAAGAAAUAAUGUAAUCAAAAUUUUCAAAAGUAAAACUAAAAAAAGAAUGUGACUCGUACUAUUCCUAGAAAUCCUUGUGACAAAACAGUGACAACUAUGGAUGAUCGGAAGGCCUGACAAAUGAAUAAUUUCAUUCGCCAUCUUUAUUGAUGGUACCUUUUCCAUAAUUCACCUUACAUCAUAUCUACAAACCAAAUGGAUUAGAUUAAUUCUACACCUUUUAAAUAUUUAAUGUUUAGCAGAUCCAAGGAAAGAGUCUGAGGGGCCUGGACCCUCCUACAAAUCAGACCUGUAGGUAUUUUCAUUACUUGUCUGAAACCAGAAAUAUAACAACGACAGGAAUAAAUAUUACAU
Messenger RNA from Pocillopora meandrina, 8307 nucleotides. NCBI's taxonomy places the organism in Eukaryota, Metazoa, Cnidaria, Anthozoa, Scleractinia, Pocilloporidae. The record is from the annotation of a GenBank genome assembly.